GCGCAGAGCUUGUGGCUGCAGUUGUCAUGGAAAUGGAAGAGGGCCCAGCGUCUGACCGGUGUACGGUUGCCAUGGAGAUCCCUGCCGGAGUUGAGCCCAGGGCGGUGGAAGGAAGCAAGAGCACCGCGCAACUGGAACUCGAAGAGCGGCACGAGCAAGUUCAGCACCUUGGAGAGCAACAACACGAAAGACUACCGUUUUGUCAGGGGAGCUAUUACAUGCUGAUCAUCAUCGGGGAGGUAGCAACAGAACACCAGCUCCAAUCUGUCAGACAACACAUUGAGCAAGGGAUUCGCUCAUGGGAUAUCAGCCUGACCUCCUGCGACCUCAACAAGCAGCUGCAGCUCUUUGUGGAGCGACACUCCGCCCAGUUCUCCUCAGGAGUCAGAGGACAGAGAAUUCUGCAAUACAAAAGUGAAGUUCUUGACACUGUUGUUUUAGUAAAUCCAUUAGGAGAUACAGUUGCCUCAGAGAUUAAGUCGGCGAUCACUGACCCUGCAGCACACAAGCUACUGGUUCUAAGUGGCCAGAGCUCAGAUCAGGGCACUGAUCUGAUUCUGCAAAGUGGGCUGUUCACCUUCAAAAACUUCUCAGACAUCUUUGCUGAUCCUGGGGUCAGUGAUCUGCUGAGCAAAGCAACCCCAGGCCACCGGGCCACACUCACAGUAUCCUGCCGAGGAGAGGGGGGUUGGAGCUCCCUGGGGCAGCAGCAGCCGCACUUUCGGGAGUUCCUGGAUUACAGACUGAACUCCGAACCUGUGCUGCCUGAAAUGGAGGGAGUCACAGAAUUCACAGAGUACAUCUCAGAGACAGUGGAUGUCCCAUCUCCUUUCGAUCUCUUGGAGCCACCAACCUCUGGAGGUUUUCUCAAGCUGUCCAAGCCUUGCUGUUACAUUUUCCCUGGGGGUAGAGGGGAUUCUGCACUGUUUGCAGUCAAUGGUUUCAACAUCCUUGUAGAUGGAGGCUCUGACCGUAGAUCGUGUUUCUGGAAGCUUGUCAGGCACCUGGAUCGGAUCGACUCCAUUCUACUCACUCACAUUGGAGCAGAUAAUCUCCCUGGCAUUAAUGGACUCCUGCAAAGGAAGAUAGCUGAACAAGAUGAGGAGCAGUCGCAAGGCUCCACCACCUACAGUGACUGGAUGAAGAAUUUGAUAUCUCCAGAGCUUGGUGUUGUGUUUUUUAAUGUUCCUGAAAAGCUGCGGAUGCCUGAAUCCACCUUAAAAGUCAAGCGGAGCAUUGAAGAGGCUUCUCUCACACUGCAGUACCUCAGCAAGCUGGGGAUCAAGCCGGAGCCACUCUUCAGGGUGGUCAGCAACGCAAUUGAGCCCAUCACACUUUUCCACAAGAUGGGUGUGGGCAGGUUAGACAUGUAUGUUCUGAAUCCGUUAAAGGAAAGCAAAGAAAUGCAGUUCCUCAUGCAGAAGUGGGCAGGCAACAGUAAGGCUAAGACUGGAAUUAUGCAGUCUAAUGGAAAAGAAGGGGAAAUAUCUGUUCCUUACCUGACAUCGGUUACAGCUCUAGUGGUGUGGCUCCCUGCUAGCCCUACUGAAAAGAUUGUUCGAGUACUGUUUCCGGGAAAUGCACCCCAGAACAAAAUCUUGGAGGGACUUGAGAAGUUAAAACACCUUGACUUUUUACGCUACCCUGUGGCCACUCAGAAGGAUAUAUCUUCUGGUACUCCCCCUCCAGUGAUAAAACAGACAAAAAUUAAGCAAAGAACGGACAGCAAAGAAAGUCUUAAAUCUUCUCCCAAGACACAUUUAGCAUCUAAAGUUGCUAAAAAGGAGGUAAAUGGGCAUGAUGACACAUCAGCUCUUGAAACAAAGAGUGAUUCUGCAAAAGAGAACAAGGUUGAAAAGAAAGAAAAGAAACUGAAAGAGAGUGAUAAAGCCAAUAAAUCGCUGAAAAUGAAAACAGAUGUGUCUGAGACAGCAAAACAAGAAAAGAAGAAGUUGUCAAAGGAGAAGACCCUGAAAAAACACACCAAGGAAAGAGCCUCCAAGAUGGAUGAGAAGAAAGACAAAGAAAAGAAGGAAAUCAAAAAGGAAAGGCUUGAAGUGAAGAAAGAUGAUUUGGCUAAAAAGGAAGAGAAGAAAGAAACCAAGGUGAAAGAAGACAAAAAGAAGGACACUGCCAAACCAGAGCUGAGAAAGAUCACUCAACCUGACCUGAAACCCUUCACGCCAGAGGUCAGGAAGACCUUGAACAAGGCAAAAGUUUAUGGGAAGCCUAAAACAGACAAAAACAAAGCUAAAUCUGCCAAGGAACAAUCAGCUGAACAGAAGCGUACAGCGGGAACAGCUGCUGAAAAGACUCAACCAGAGAAAAAGGUAGUCUUAGAAGACAGGUCCAUAGUGUCUUCCCCUGAAGAUCUCACUAAGGAUUUUGAGGAACUGAGAAGGGAUGAAAUUUCCAAGCAGCAAGCAAAACUGGUGCAUACUGCAGAUAACACUGUCAUACAAAGUCCUUAUCAGAAAGAACAGGCAGAACAAAGGAUUGUUUCCAAGACAGAAACAACAUUUCCACCCAUGGAUUCUCCAGAUGAGGGUAUAACAACAACAGAUGUGGAGACUGAUUCCCCACAUGAUGAAAAACAACUUUUAAAAAAGAAGACUGAAUCACCCGCUAAAUCUAGAGAUAAAUUUGAAGAUGAAGGAGCAGACAUGGAGGAUGAUGAUGAGGAAGCUGAAGAAGAGAGGAUAGGAACUCUCAAGAAGAAGACAUUGGAUGAAGAAGAGGAUAUGGGUAUGGGGGAAGAGGAAGAUGAAGAAAAAUGGAAGGACAGGAAAAACAAUGGAAGGCUGGACAGAAAACAUGAGGAGGAGAAAAUGGAGAAAUGUGAGAAAUAUACAGCAAAAGAUGAAAUGAAAAAGGGGUUCAAAAAGACUGCAUCUGACGAAGAGGAGGAGGAAGAUGGUUACGUCAUUGAAAAGGCAGAACUGGAGGAAUCUGAGGAUUUAAAUACAAUUGCUGAUGAGCUGAAAAUUAAAACAGAAGAGGGCAACAAAGCAAAACGUGACAGGGAAUGGAAUGCUAAACAAACAGAAAGGAAAAUGGCUGGUAAAGGGGAGGGAGAUACAUAUAUCUCAAACAUGGGAGCUGCCACAGCUAACUUUACAUCAACCACACAAGGUGCCACUGCAGCAGAGCCAAUCUCAUAUAUUCAAGAUGAGACCAUUCCUGGUUACUCUGAAACUGAACAGACUAUUUCUGAUGAGGAAACUGAAGACAGGAUUCCACAUCUUCGAUAUGAAGUUGGCACCUAUGAUAUUUCUGUUCCAGAUCAUACUGGAUCGUUUGAUGCCAUCCAUGGCAUGCGAGAGAUGAAAGCAGCAGCUAUGCAUGAUGUGUCAGAUUUAACAGCAAAGGGAUUUGUAGCUGGGCAGGAUCCUGCAUUGGCUGUCUACUCCACCAAUAUUAUUACUGCACCUUUGGCAGAAGAAGAACAUAUUUCUUCCGCCACAUCCAUUACUGAAUGUGACAAACUAUCAUCUUUUGCCACCUCUGUCGCUGAAGACCAGUCAAUAGCAUCUGUGACAGCACCUCAAACUGAAGAAACUGGAAGAAGCUCUUUGCUUCUUGACACUAUCAAUAGCAUACCUUCCUCAAUCCGUACUGAGGCUACUCUGGGAAAGGAGUACUUACAUUCUGCUGGGACUAUCUCACCAACUUCCUCCUUAGAGGAGGAUAAGUGCUUCAAAUCCCCUCCUUCAGAGGAGUACCAACCCGUUGCAGCAGAGGCGGAGGCUGGAGGUAAGAUCACACGAGUCCAUGAGGAAGAAGAUGAAGAGGAAGAAGAAGAUGAAGACCAGACUCCCAAUGUUGACAUUCCACUUAGUAAACUCCAGGAAGGUUAUGCAUCUCCUUCUUUGUUCCAGGACAGGGAAAAAGAUUUUGGAAAGCCCCCUUCAUCUGUGACGUCUCCUAUUUCAGCAUCUGUGGUGGAUAAGACUGAACAUCCACCAGUCAUGUAUGGAAUGCAGGCUUCAAUCUCCAAAGACAACACCAUGUUUGGAACUGCUGGAAAACCAAUAUCUCCGCCACCAUCUUUCACCAGUUCUUUUCAAGAGACAGAGGAAAGGUGUCUCAGUCCUGAUGAAAGUACUAUGAAGUUAGCUUCACCAACACAGUCUGGACCUACCAGUGCUGGCCAUACACCUUUCCAUCAGUCUCCAGUGGAGGAAAAGACUGAGAGGUCCCAAAGCCAACAGCAUAUAAAAGAUGAAAAGGAAACCCAACAACUGGCUGUCAAAGUAGAUGGCAGAGAAGACAAGAAAGACUUUGCACAAACACAACAGAAAGAGGAGAAGUCAUUCACAGGAAAAGAAGAGGAAAAAGAUUGUAAGACAAACAUUUCCAGAGAAAGAAUAAUAUUUGCAGAAACUGAUGAAGAAGAUGAAGAUUACGAUGAGAGGAGGGAUUUCAAAACACACACUAAAACUAAAUAUAUUGAGGAGAAGGAGAGCCGUUUCCUAGAUGAGGAGUACACAUGUGAGGUUAAAUCCUCCAAAGAUGAGAAGAUGGAGGAAAAAAAAGAGCAAGAGAAAGGUUUUGGAUAUGACUACUUGCAAACAACACAGGCUGUAUCAGAUAACAAACUGGAAACUUCAUACUUAGGUCAAGGACCCAAAACUCGAGGCCUGUACUCAGAUGAAGAAGAGGAUGAGGAAGAUGAGGAAGAUGAUGCCAUUUGUAUGGGUGGUGCAGGGUCCAGGCCUUUGUCAUUAGAGCCUAGCAAAUUAGAUUACAUGUCUCAAGGUUUGACCUCUGCAUACUCAUCCCAAAGUGGACCCACUGAUCAAACAAAAGAGACAAGUGAUGAAUAUGCAUCCACAAUGCACAUGACUAAAUUAUCAACAGAUGAAUUGCAAACUUCACCUUACCAAAGCACAUUGUCCAAGAAAACUGAUACUUCAUCAUCAUCAGUCACUUUUGCAGAGACAGCCACUUGCAAAUCUGAUAUGAAAACUGAACCCUUUUCUUAUUCCACUAGCACUGGGACUGCAUCAAGCACUGAAGGCCAGAGCAAAUAUGGUGAUUAUUACUCAAAGGAGACAUCAGAUCUGGUAACAAAGGUUGAUGAGAAACCAGGAAAGGAGAUAUCUUCUUCAUAUUUUCACUUGGAAAAAGAUGUGACACGUAAGUCCUCUGUAGACCAGGAAGACAGUGAUUUUAUGAACAAAGUUAAAGGGGCAGAUAAGUAUCAUCCAGAUGAAAAAACAAUCACAAAGGAUUUUGAAUGGGAUUCAAAGAAGAGAGUCCAAUUCACUGCAGGAUAUGAUGAAUCAACAGGAGUCGAUCCUACCGCCAAACGGACAGUUGUCCCGUCAGCAGUUGGUGAAAAGAAGACAGGGGAAGAUAGAAAAGAUGGAGUAAUUCCAUUUAAUAGAAUGGAUCACCACACAGUCACUUUUUCUGAACCUGAAAGAAGUGUCCAUUUCAAUCUUUAUUCCUUCCCUGAGAGAGAAAAUGAUGAGAAAGGUCAAACAGAAGAACAUGAGAGGGAGGUGACAAGGAGACAAGAUACUCCUUAUGUGGAUAGUAAGAGUUUUACAUACACAGAGAUUUAUGACACUAAAUCACCUCCUGCAAUGGACUCAUAUUCAUUUGCUUCUGGUCAUAAGCAGGACUACCCUUUUAAUUUUGCAAAAGAGAUGACAAGAGAUAAAGAUUCAAUAAAAAAGGAUGCUGAAAAAGGUGUGUCAGCUGAAAAUGAAUCUUCCUUUGCAUCGUGGGGACAGUCUAAUCUGGAGGUUCAAACUGCCACAGCCUCAUGCUUGAGUGGUGUUUGUGAGAAGCAGUCUAUGGAGACAGAAAAAGAAUCGACUGAACUAACUAAAGGGAAAAAAAGCAUAUCAGAGUCUGAGAAGCCAAAGGCUUCUGGUCACUUUUCACUAGAAGGGAGUGAUUUUUUCUCUUCUCGAAAUCAGCCUGAUAAGGAUAGUCAGGAGACUAUAGCCUCCUACACUGAACCUUCAGGUCAACACUUGGAUGACAACAUCCUUUCAUCUGAGCAUUCUUACAAAAGUACUUCUGUUGCCAGCAAAACUAUGACAAACCCCUUUGAGAAAGAAGCAACUCUGGAAAUUGGAGCUACAAGGUUAGUAAUGGAAGAAGAAGAUGAUGAUGAGGAUGAUGAGGAGGGUACAGAAGACGAGGAAGGGGUGAGCGACUCAGAUUUGGAAAAAGGAGCAAAGGAGAAAUCUGAAAAAGAGUCUAAAAGUCCAUUUGGUGAUGUGAUCAGUUCUAAGCUCCCAGAUAUUAAGCAGAAAGAAGAACAGAAGGAAAGCUACUCAUGUGAACAUGAAUACCGCUUUGAUGUCAAGGGAAAGCCCUCUAUAUCAGCACCUUUUGAUCUGACUGGUAGUAGCAGUAGCCAGCAUACAGAUGAUUUUCUUAAAAAAAGCAUGUUUGGUGCUCCCUCCCCCAUCACUGGAAGCUACACGGAUAUGGGACUAACUGGAUCUAAAGGAUAUACUUCCGGAUUUGAGUAUUCCUAUGGUGAGGAUAGCAAAGACUCUUUCCUUGAUAGCCAAGUAAGGGAGAGGGCACAAGAAGAUGAGAGUCCUGAUGAUCCUGACUUCCCCAUGCUAACUAAGUCAGGUGAAGAGAAAUACUACCACAGCGAAAAAGAUCUUGAGUUUGAUAAACAGAAGACCCCCGACAUUUUAAGUAAAAAAGCAGGGGAUGCCUUUUCCUCAGGUUUUAGCUACACCACCACAUCUGCCACUGCAUAUUCAUCUUCCUCAUCUUACAGUUAUUCCUCCUCUGCGUCUGCCUCGCUCUCAACCAGCCGUCAAUUUGGAGAAGACUUGGAGACACCCGCCACCACCUCAGACACACUCUUUAAACCUGAUCCUGAUAGUGCUGGCUUUGAAUAUUCAUCUUUCAAAGAUGAACACUCCCUUGUGAUGGACUCACCUUUUUCCAGCUCUGGGGGGUUAGUAAAGGAUGAGUAUCUUGAGGUCUCAGAAAAGCUGACCACUGCCACGACAACUGCUGAAUCAACCUCCAGCCUAACAAGAUUUUCUCCUCUCAGUCCUUUUGAGGAGAUCAAACCCUUCCCUCCAUUUUCAGCCACUCUAACAGAAAAGGGGGGGCAGCUUUCUGAACCCUUUUAUAAGCCGGAAUGGGCUGAUGACUCCAGACUGCCCACAGGUCCAGAAGUAUCUGCACCUUAUUCUCAGCUGUCUCAGUCUGCUGAGUUGGGGUCUGCAGCACAGGGUAUGUUUGAGGCCUCUUCACUGCAGCAAGCAGACUUGAAAGAAAAACAUUUAUUGAAAGAGACAGAGGGCAGUGAGGAAGAGGAACAAAGCACCUUACCCUCUAGAAUUGAUUGCCAAAGAUUUCCAACUCUUGACAAAACAGAGCAAAAGGGAGCAACACUGUUCAUCUCUGGGCAACAGGCAGUUAGCACCUCAAACACAAUUAGUUCUCUCCCAGAUGUCCUAUCCUCGUACCCCUCCCAAUCUCAACAGGCUGAACAAGGAGCAACUGCCAACGGGCCAACAGAGGUCAGCACAAUCCAGCCACAGCCUUCAUGUGGGUUUACUGAAAAACCCCACACUGGAACAUCAUUUUUACAAAAAACUGAGCAGAAGGAUGUAGAAAAGACUAUAAGUGAGAAGAAAGAAAGGGAGGAAGAGAAGAAACUGAGCAGUAGCACAUAUGAAUGGGGAAUGCAGCAGCAAAGAGGUAUGUGUCCAGGGGCUUCCCCUCCUCAUUAUCGAGAAGAAGAUGAUUAUGAUGAGGAAGAGGAGAGGGAACCAGAGCGUCCAGCUCGUCCUCUCUCCCUAGCUUCAGCUGACCAGACCUUUCACUUGUCAUUCUACCCAGAGUCAUCAAGUAAAUCAGGAGAUGAUUCUGACUUCCCUCCUGAUGUCUGCAUGGGGGCUACUUCUUCAUACACCUCCUCAGGGUCUGCUGGUUAUUCCUCUUGUGAGUACAAGCAUCGUAAGGGAGAAAUUUCUCCAUCAUUCAUCAACCCAAGCCCACACCACCUUUCCAGUGAUGAAGAUGAAAGGAGUGGCCAGUCACAGGAAGGAGAUGACAACCAACAGCCUUCUGUCAAGCAGAGAUCACAUAAACAUCAACGCCACCACACUCACAGUCAGCAUGGAGAGGACAGUAGUUCCCAGCACUUCCCUGGUGCUAUGGCUAUUGGGCUGGGGCUCGCUGGAGAAGAAACGCCUCCAACUUCUGUGAGUGAGUCACUGCCCUCGCAGUCAGACUCUGAUGUCCCGCCUGAAACAGAGGAGUGCCCAUCAAUCACAGCAGAGGGUAACCUGGAUUCAGAUGAGGAUGCAGAUUAUUUGCCAGUGGAUAAAUCGGUAGCAGCUGGUGGAGGAGGCAACCACCACUCAUCCUCCUCUAGAUCAUCGGAAAGGAGUCACGACCCCCCGCCUACACCGAUGAUGGACCCUUCCCCUCGUCCUCCACACCCUGAUGUGUGCAUGGUUGACCCAGAUGUUCUUUCCAAUGACCAGAACCAUGCAGAUAAACUGCUCAAGAAGGACACGAAGGCUAACAAAGGCUUGCGAAAGUCCCUUGGAAAGCCAAAGUCAGUCUCUCCAGCUCGUAAAGCGGAAGGCCGGGGUAAGAGAACUACCCCUGUUAAACAGACAUCCAAGGACUCUUCACCAAGGAGAUUAUCUCUAAAAAAGAAGGAGGGAGAGAAGGCAUCGAGGAUGUCAGAUGGGGACAGGGAUGAGCUGUCCAGGUCAAGCCAAAACCCAGGAAGAGUCAAUGGUGUUAAGAGCAACUCUGGUUCCAACUCGCAAAAACCCAGUUCUGUUGUUCCCUCUGGACCGCCUAUCUAUGUAGACCUAGCCUACAUCCCAAAUCACUGCAGCGCUAAGAAUGUGGACCAGGAAUUUUUCAAACGCGUGCGUGCUGCGUACUAUGUGGUGAGCGGAAAUGACCCAGGCAGUGGGGAGCCAAGCCGUGGAGUUCUGGAUGCACUUCUUGACGGAAAGUCUCAGUGGGGUUCCAAUCUCCAGGUGACCUUAAUACCUACCCAUGACACCGAAGUGACCCGCGAGUGGUACCAGCAGACCCACGAGAAGCAGCAGGAGCUAAAUAUCAUGGUGCUGGCCAGCAGCAGUACAGUCGUCAUGCAGGAUGAGUCUUUCCCUGCCUGCAAGAUCGAGUUCUGAUCCCACAGGUUCAGGCCCCUGAUUCAGUUUUAGUGUCUCAACCCAUGUCCCCCUAUCUGUCUCUAAGACUAUGGAGUGGUCUUAGUUUCAGCCUUAUAAAUACAUUCCCUGUUUUAAACCCCACACCGCUUAAUUUAUUGCCAUUGCUAUCACAUGUUACUGGAGUCCUUGAUGUUUCUUUUCUGCAUUGUCACUGAAUGAUCACUGAUCCCAGUCAUUACAAAACAGAUAUGUAUAAACAACGCUGUAACAUAACUUCUAUGAAAGUGUGCCACAAAUGGAGAAGCAUAUCUUUCUCUGGGUUACUUUGGCUAAAGGUAAACAAGAUCUUUAAACCAAAAUGAUACCUGUAUAAAUACACUAGUGCUUCAUAAAAUGCAGCAAUGAAAUGUAAGCAAUCCAUAGUAUUUCACUCUUGUUAUCCCUAAAUACAAGUUGUGUAUAGGGCCCUGAAAGGGAAAACAUAUAUUAAAUAAAUGAUAAACAUUAUAAUUUAUUUUCUUUCAAUUCAACUUUGGGCUUGAUCAAAGCACAUCAAAGCACAAGUAAUCUAAUAUUUAAGGAUGUAACCACACAAGUUCGGAAAACCUUAAUUUUCUUGAAUUGGUUGAAUUUGAAGAUAAAACUGUUGCUCUUCAUUUUUAAAUAUUUAUUUUUUGUAUUUAUUUGGCAGACAGUCCUGCCCAGAGUGUUUUACUGGACUAUCAUAGCAAUAUUUAAUAUACAUUUUCAUUUUUGUAUUGUACCUAUUAUUCAUACCACUCACCUAGCCUUUACAGAUAAAGUCGAUGGCCAAAUCUAAAGCCUUUACGUUCAUAAAAGGCAGUGCAACUGAGUUUUAAGUCAUGUCCACAUUGGAUAUUAAUCCAAACCUCUGACUGCCACCUGUCCUACUAACACCAGCUUUGGUGGCAAACCACUGCUGUGCCUCUUGGUGUUGGCACAGUGUUUAUAAAAUUAUAAACACAGAUCAGUGGACCCUUUAAAGUUUUGUUUUAGAAUUUUACUCAACCCAAUAAAAAUAAAAAAAACAUUGAAUGUACAACAUAAAAUUUAAUGUUAGUUAAGAAAAUUGAUUAUUAGUCUGCUAUAUCAGAGAUUGGAAUUUAAAAAUCCUGAAGGUGUUACAACAGUUAAUAUGGUCUAAUCUGAAAUGGAUUUUCUUACUCAAGUUUGGGACCUUAACAUACAUUUCUGUCUCUGGCAGAGAAAAACAUGUAAAACAAUAAGGAUGUAGUUGUUGUGGUGGUGCUCUUGCUAUUUGAUUAUAUUAAAAUGUAAUGUAGUUGGAGGACACUUCAUUUUCAUGUGGCAAAGGGUGAUGUAAUGCAACCUAAACUGAAUGAUCAUUUUGUCUUCUGCUUCGCUAUGUGGUUAUCUAUUUUUAGGCAGCUAGUUUGAGUUGAGAAUCUUUAGUUUUUUUAUUGGAAAUCUUACAUGAACAUUGUGUCUUUGUAUGAAAGUGUGCUUUCAUUUUGGCUGGCAGUCUCAGGCUGUGAUCAGGCUAGUUGGAGUGGACGGGCUGUAUGUCUCUGCUACUGCACACAGCUCAGCUGAAUGAAACCUUUGUUCUCCAGCCAAGUUGAUUUCUUUAGGUUGAAUACACUGCUUUGUUUGAGACGUGUACUCCCAAGGAGUGUGUGAAAACAUGUACAAAUAUCCUGGUGUGUAGUAAUUAUUUUUGCUACCCUCACAUUAUUUCUGAUGAUUGCAACAAAGUGGGUUUUUUCAGCCUAUAAAGCUAUUGAAUUGGUCUUUAUUGAUUGUAGUGAAUUGGCAAAGAGAUAAAUGCAUAUUUUAUAAAUACAGCACACACCUGAAGUAAAAUAAUUACUGUUGUCAAAUAAUAAUAAAAGAAUUACUUCAGGACAGAACCUCAAAGAGAUUUGUUAGGAACCAGCUUAGUUUAUUCACAGGGUCAGGGCUGAAACCACUAUCUUAUUCCCAUGAUUACAUUAUUCAUACUUUCUAGUAAAAUAAUGAUUUCUGAUUCUGAUUUAUUUUAGUAUAUUUUUGAAGAUGGUCAGGUUGUGUUACAAUGAACAAGCUCCCUUUUUGUAGUUAAAAUUUUAAUUGAACCUGUAAGUCCUGGAUUUAUUUGCUUCUGUAUACGUACUUUGAUAUAUUUGCUGUGUAUUUUUCCAACCCCUCUCCCUCUCAGAAGGCAUGAAUGUGCAAAAGCAAAGGGCAAUAUACUUGCACAUGUUGAAAAUGUAGCAAUAGGAAUUGCUUGCCAUUGUCCAGAUUGUACUGUUUUACUGUGGUAGCUUGUGUAUUUGGGUCAAUGAUGAGUGAGGGCCUUGUUGAAUCAUUUAUCUGAGGUUAGAUGCAGGAACAUAGUGGGUGCAUUUUAAUAGGCCACUGAGGUGUGACUGUCACCCAUGUGCCUUGGGGCUUUAGCCUGCUGAAUUGUGGAUGAGUUGAGUUGACAUUUGGGGGGUUCUCACGUUUUUCUUAAUCAUAGUAUUGAGGGGAGACAGAGCUAGGAGUCACAUCUAAGGAUUAAAGGUUGCACUGGAGUAAUAAAAAUAGAAUGGAGUAUUUGCUAGAUGUAGCUUAAAUAGCAAGCAAUGCUCCACUUUUCCAUUAUUUUGUGAUGCCCUAAAUUGGAAGCUUUUAGUGAUUUACUGUAGAACAAUAGAAGUACACCACUUUUCACAAACUGCUAGUGUUCCAUAUCCCCAUGGUGAAAAACAUAAACAAUCUGAUAAUAUAUAACAUAGCAUUUAUAAAUUGCAGUCCUAAAGUGGUCCUUCUCAGACUUAAGCACCGAUUAAUGUGUUUUUGCCAAUAUUUUGAAGAUACAUUGCAAUUUUAAGUUGGUUUUCAUGGUAGGUUUUCAUUACUUUGGCUGAACUGUUGAAUAUAAUAUGUGGGAGCACUGUAUUUUGGAGUAACAAACAGAGUUGCAACCAGUGGCAAAAGGCUUGUUUUUUCUGCAAAUACCACAAACUAAUGCUAAUAGAUAUAAAUGUUAUUUAUAUUUAAAGUAUUAUUUGCUGUGCAAGCGUUUAAGAAAUAUUUUAGUAUUGUAAAAAUGCUUAUCCAUGACAGUAUUACCCUUUUUAUUGAUUUUGUUUUGAAAUGUUACUUGGCCUCACUAACCAUAGGUGGCUUCUUGUUUGUAUUUUCUCUUUUCUUUAUAUUAUGUGACAUUUUUGAGACACUGAUUGACAAAUCAUAACUUCCUUUUGAGAGUGCAGUCGUUUAGGUAUCUAUCGAAUGAUUGUUCAACAGAAGGUAUGGUUUUUCUUGUACUGCAUAACCUAAAAAAAUAUAGAGAAAAUAAUCUGAGGGGUGGGACCAUUGAGGAAAGAGGCUGCUUAUAACCCAUUUCUACUGCACAGCUGAAAUCAGGCUCUCUGACCUGUGUUAGGUUCCAUGUGGUAUUUCACUGUGCUAGAGUACCAAAAUAAAAAUAAUAAUUUGGGGCCGUUUUAUUGUGGGGAAAACAUUUGUCAAAUUGCCUUACUGCAGAGAAUGCCUGAGCAGUUGUCAUGAUCAGUGGAGAUGCCAGCAUUUGGAGUGACUGGUUGUACGUAUUGCCAGGGUUGCAGCUAUGAAUUCUCAGGCCCGGGACAAAAUAUAUAGGGAGCCCCCCAUUAUUAUUUUAAUAAUAGUAACAAAUUAAAAGUAUGUAUACAAAGUGUCCUAGUUGUCUCCCCCUAUCUGCGGCCCUGUGUAUUGCAGUCAUACUGUGCUGAGUCAGCCAGCUGUGGCUGCAGCUUGUACUAGCCUGGUUCCAGCAAUACAUCACUAAGGGACAUUAGGGUAUGCAGGGAGUCUUUACACAACUGGUCGACAGAGCCAUGCACCAUCUUGCAUGUCAGGCAUAUCCACAUCAUCUAAACAUCAUCAUGGUGUCAUUGCUGUCAUCAUGGUGGCUCCACUACAGAGACUUUGCAUUACCAACCAUCUUACAUUAAACCGUACCAUUUGGAAUACUUUGAGAAAUCAAUGAAAUGAGCUGCCACCCAGUUUCCCCUUGGGGUAUAAUAAGCGUAUGGUGGAAUCAGCUAUCGCCAGGGGUCAAUUUUGUCAUUAGGUCAAAUUCUUUGUUUAGGUUUCCUUCUUGUCUUUGCAUGCAUUGUACAAUAGAGAGCAGUGUACAAUAGGCAGAGUCUUACCAUAGUCCAAUUUCCUGUACUCUAGUAUGACUGAAACGACCUGGUAUCUUUAUAUGUCUUUGUUUUGGGUAUUGACAUUUUUCUUUUGUCUCAUGUCUUCUAGUGUCAGUUCUACUGUGAUGGAGCCAGAUGGCUUGAUCCCAAAAACCUGCCUUUAGUAAUGGGUACUCAAUAGUGAGAAGUUGGUGCCCAACAGGAAAAAAAACUGACAAGUAGUUUUUCUACAAAAAUAUAUAAAACAUACAAAAACAUGUAGUGUGAGCUCUGAGGCAGAUGUGCUAACACAAAAUAACCAUUUUCAAUGCAGAGUAGUUCAUUAAGACCCGAAGAACUUGUGAGACAAAUGUUAAACACACAUUCUGAAAUAGAUGAAAUGAUUAAACGAAAAAGGAAAGGUACCACUGAACGAAUUUUCCCUGACCAAACUGCACUGUCUAAAAGGCUUGAAUUUGAAGGUGAAAAAUCUGAAGAAUAAUUAAAUAUCUCACUAUUUGUGUGCUAAUGCUAUUUAUACUGAUGCUGUGGUUUCAUUUAUAGUACUUAAGGGGAAAAAAACAUCGCUCAUUUGAAAAUGGCUGUCUUUAUCUGUUGCCAUGCAAAUGUGCUGGUUUAACCAGGGCUGAGAGGUUGUAUGUACUAAAAACAUCUUUGAAUUCAAAUGCAAACUGACUUCAGACUGAUGUAUUCAUAUACAUGAAACUAUGAAUAUGCAUAUUCAAAACAAACCUGACUGCCAGAUUUUGUGAUCUGAUCAUUCUAGUGAGACGUUUUGUUCUUUGCAGGUUUUUUUAAUCGCCUGUGCGAUUCAUUUUUCAAGAAAAUAUAAAAUGUGAAAAAACAGCAACACUGGUGUACUGUUGCAUUCUCCACAAGCUUACCUUUGAAAUGAUCCAAUCAUCUAAGCAUAUGGAUCAUUCAAAUGAGCCCUGCUUGUUUCUGCAUGUGAUCUUAUAAGUUAUACUCCUGUAUGUAAUAGUUUAAAAAUAAAAAAUAAUCAAAAUACUAUUUAAAAAAAUAUUUUAAAAAAGCAAACUGUCUUAAUGGUACUGAAAUGGCACAUGCUACUGGCCUCGCUUCUCUUCUCGCCGUGGGGUGUCGUAAAGAAGGCCUCGUGAUAGUUAUUAUUUUUGCGCUGUAUUAAUCUUAGUUCAGCAGUUAUUUUGUGUGCAAUAUUCUGUAUCUCUCUCUUUAAAUCUAAAAUAAAAAAAGUAGAACUGCAAAUUUAUUGUAAAAGGGAAACAGCCUGGUGAUCACCAAUAAAAUACAUUUAUUGAAAAUCA
Messenger RNA from Anguilla anguilla (European eel), 14562 nucleotides. RefSeq names its product microtubule-associated protein 1B-like. The record is from RefSeq and is a predicted model, not a curated record. Gene Ontology annotation, biological process: regulation of microtubule depolymerization; microtubule cytoskeleton organization; dendrite development. Gene Ontology annotation, molecular function: microtubule binding; actin binding. NCBI's taxonomy places the organism in Eukaryota, Metazoa, Chordata, Actinopteri, Anguilliformes, Anguillidae. The transcript is spliced from 7 exons. The coding region runs from base 27 to 9155 and encodes 3042 amino acids. Gene Ontology annotation, cellular component: synapse; neuronal cell body; cytosol.